Effrenium voratum is the source of this 1929-nucleotide messenger RNA. The record is from the annotation of a GenBank genome assembly. NCBI's taxonomy places the organism in Eukaryota, Dinophyceae, Suessiales, Symbiodiniaceae.
GCCGCCGCGGCGCUGCUGGCGCGGCUCACGGCGCCCGGCGGCCUCCGCGCGGAGGCGCGGAGCUUCGGCGCCGGCGCCUGGCGGAUGGCGGCGGCGGCGGCGGCGAAGGGUGUGGAGGCGGAUGCGGUGAGCUGCUUGCAUGCCGUGUGCGAAGGGACCUGGCCCGCGGCUGUGAGGGUCCUGGAAGACAUGGAGCCUCCCACAGCCGCGGCCUUCGGCGCAGCGCUGGGCCUGGCAGAGGCCCGGUGGCCUUUGGCCGCUGGCCUCUUCGCGGCCAUGGGCGAUGCGCGCCUGGCCGACGUGGCGGCCAGCACCGCGCUGCUGAAGUGCUUGGCCCAGGCGGCGGAGUGGCAGCGCGCCCUGGGAGCGGUGGACGCGCAGUGGACGUCGGCGCAGCGGGUGGACGUGGUGUUCCUCAACGCCGCGCUCGGGGCUGUUGGGGAGGGAUCCUGGCAGUGGGCGCUGGAGCUCUUCCAAAACAUGCCGCAGAUGCGGCUGGCGCCCGACCCGGUCACGUACAUGACCCUCUUCUCCUGCCUGGGGCGCGCGAGCCGCUGGCAAGCCGCGCUGCGCCUCUCGCGGCGCUCGCCGCAAGAAGCCGCGGCGACGGCCAGCGAGGUGGUGGCGUCGCUCGUGGGAGCGUGCGCUCGAGGCAGUGCCUGGCAGUGGGCCUUGGCUUUGGCCGGCGGAUCGGCGUCGUCGGAGUCGUCGGCGUGUUGGCACGGGGCGGCCAGCGCCUGUGGCGCCGCGGGGCGCUGGCAAGCGGCGCUGGAGGCCCUGGAAACCAUGGGAUGCCGCGGCCUUCGCCUGGGUGCCGUGGGCGGCAACUCCGCCGCCAGCGCUUGUGCCAAGGCGGCGCUCUGGCAGCGCCCGCUUCGGUUGCUGCAGCAACUGUCCGGUGAAGGGGUGCAGCUGGGAGGAGUUAGCUUCAGCGCCGGUGUGCACGCCUUGGCCAACUGCAAGCUGUGGAGCCUUGCGCUGGCCUGGGCGGCGGAGAUCGGAGUCCGGGGCGUGCAGCCCGGCGAGACGGCUUGGAACGCCCUGAGCGCCGCCUUCGACGAGAAGGGCAGAGGAAGGACGCGCUGGGCACUGGCACUGCGGUUAGCGGACCGCAGCACCCUGAGCUUGCUGCUCUGCAGGUUCGCGGAGCUCCGCUGGCGCCUCGCCCUGGCGCUGGCACAACACCCCCACGAGGACGAGGACGAGGAGGUGAGCGCCCACGCGCUGGCGAAGUGUUGCGCGCAGGGCUCCGCUUGGGCUUGGUCCCUGCGCCUCGCCGGCGACGACCUGCCCUCGGCGGAGGCGCUGGCGUUGGCGCCUUGGAGCCUGGGCCCGCACUGGCCGCGGCUCCUGACCGCCGCGGCGGCGGUGUGCGGCCUGCGCGCGGAGGGAAAAGACCGCCGCCCGCGAUCCUGGCCGGCGCCGCGGCGCCUGGACAUCAUCAGCGAUGCGACGAACGCGGUGUCUAGCGCCGGCGACAUCAAGGCGCAGGCAGACCGGAACGCGCGGGCCAUCGGGAAGAUCGUGCCCACCUGGCAAGCGGUGGAAGGCACCGCCGUGUCCAUGUGCCCCUCCGUGCUGGCCACGAAGGACACGGUGAGCAACCUGAAAUGCCGCACCACGGAGUUCGUGAGCAAGGGCAGCAUGGGCUCCUGGGUGCCCUCGGAGGUCACCAACAUCGUCACGGGCUGCCCCGCGGAUUUGCCCACCACCGAGCAGGCGGUGGAGGCUGGGUGCCCGAAGGAGGCCAUGUCGGCGAACGUGAAGGACGUGCUAGGCGAGAACGCCUCCAGCCUGGGUUGGCUCAUGGCGGUGGGUGGGGGCGCCGCCGGGCUCGGGGUUUGCGGCGCGGCAGGUGCCAAGAUGAUGAAGAAGGAUGAGGACACUGAGGAUGAGGAGGAGGACAGUGAGGAACCGCUGCGCGGCUGA